Myripristis murdjan (pinecone soldierfish) is the source of this 2801-nucleotide messenger RNA. Its product is annotated as transcriptional coactivator YAP1-like. Gene Ontology annotation, cellular component: cytoplasm; nucleus. The transcript is spliced from 9 exons. Gene Ontology annotation, biological process: positive regulation of transcription by RNA polymerase II; hippo signaling. Gene Ontology annotation, molecular function: protein binding; transcription coactivator activity. NCBI's taxonomy places the organism in Eukaryota, Metazoa, Chordata, Actinopteri, Holocentriformes, Holocentridae. Bases 627 to 1796 code for a protein of 389 amino acids. The record is from RefSeq and is a predicted model, not a curated record.
AAAAUACCAGUCCAGUUUAACUUUUUACCCCUUGACUCUUCCGCCGCUUAUUUUGUGGUCUGUUUUCUCCUCAGUGUAGUUUUGCCCUUCUACAUCUUUCCUUCAUGAGCUCUGAUAUGGGAAAACUGGAAGCUGCACAGAGAAUGGAAGCAUGGCCAGCAAACUGAGAAUACAAUGUGCUUUUGUCUCUUGCGGUCCCAGUUUAAGCCCCCCAAAAAAAUGACUUAUUGGGUGGCUUGAUCAAAACAGCCUGAGAUAACUUAAAUUCAGCUUAUUUACUUGGCGCAGAUGUCUGUCCUUAAGGGAAAUAUUUAGCCUGCAACUGCGGCAGCUUUAAACACCGCAACCCCGCCCCUCAGCACUAUCACAUGAAUCUGGACUGAACAGUUGAUGAGAAAAAAAAAAAAAAAAAAAAAAGUUUGGAGGUUUUGCUGAAAACACUUUUCUGGGUCUAGUUGCGUCUCUUCUUUUAAUGUGGAUGUCUCUGAAUUGAAAGUUCGCCUUGUGAGUCUGUGUGGCGUCUUUGCACUUCUCCGGCUGUGAUUUCAGCAACUUUUCUGCAGGAAUAGAAAGGAGAAAAAACGGUCUGGCUGCUUGAAGAUUUGUUUUGACACCAAGUUGGCGACAUGGACGCGCAUCACGGCGCGCCUCCGGCUGGCCAGCAGGUCGUGCACGUCCGCGGGGACUCGCAGACGGAGCUCGAGGCCCUCUUCAACGCGGUGAUGAACCCCAACAAGGGCGCGCGGCUGCCUGCCUCCCUGCCGAUGCGCAUGAGGAAACUGCCGGACUCCUUCUUCAGACAGCCCGAGCCGCGGGGACACUCCAGACAAGCCAGUUCAGACGGAGGUGUAUGCGGCUCCCUCACUCCUCACCAUGUCCGCGCCCAUUCCUCCCCUGCCUCCCUCCCAGUCAAUACCCUCUCCACUCAAGCAACAGGUGCAGCAGCCCCACCAAUUAUCCCUGAUGACGUGCCACUCCCCCCUGGUUGGGAAAUGGCCAAAACGCCUACUGGCCAACGUUAUUUCCUCAAUCACCUGGACCAGACAACUACUUGGCACGACCCCCGUCUCCCGCAGCUCCAAUCAGCUGCAGCUCAGCAUCCUAUCUCUGGCCCUCCGGUCCACGGCCACACCCUGACCAACUCCACAUCCACCACACAACCCCAAAACAUCAGUCCAGAAGCAGGUCCACUUCCUGAAGGCUGGGAGCAGGCCGUGACUCCAGAGGGAGAGGUGUACUACAUCAAUCACGUCACCAAGAGCACCUCAUGGCUGGACCCACGCAUAGCCCAGAAGGUGAACCCUGGCAUUAUUGGGAUGGCAACACAGCAAAGACAGGACAAGGAAAGGCUCAGAUGCAAACACCAGGGCCUCUCUCAGCCAAUCACGGCACAGGAUGCAGGGGGAAGGAGCCAGAUGCCCAGUGGAAUGGACCAUGACAGGAACACACAGACUCUUGUCCCGCCUCUGGAUGUCAGGAUCAGAAGCUCCAACCAAGAACCUACACUUAACGGCGCUCACUCUCGCAAUGAGAGCACUGACAGUGGUCUGAGUGUCAGCAGCUUACCUCGCACAUCAGAACACCUGCUGAGCACUGUGGAGCACAUGGACACUGGUGACUCUGGAGAAACCCCUCCGAUUACCUUACAGGAGACGAUGUCAGUGCUGCCGAUGAGUGAGGGGGAGGAGCUGAUGCCCUGCAUCCCAGAAGGUCUAAGUUCAGACCUCCUGAUGGACAUGGAGACUGUUCUCUCCGGGUCACACAUGGACAAGGACAGCCUGCUCACCUGGCUAUAGACGCCCCUCACCCCCACCCCAAAUAUGCUCUAAGAUACGGUCUUUUAUAAUGUGACUGAGUAAUUUCUCCAAAAAUGGUACAGAACAUUAUUACUGAGGAACGACACUACAGUUGAGUGAUGGAUGGCUAACACUACUCCUACCCUUAAGGAUGAAGUAAUCUGACUCUCAGAGAAGGUGGAAUGCUGCUGGUUUGUCCUCCCUUUGGGUCUGGUUUUGCAAGGAUGUAUCUGGGAGCACCCUACAGACGGGUGACAAACCAAAGGAAAAAACAACGUAAAGUGUCUUUGUAAGGUGUUGGGAUGUGGCUUCAGUGCUCCGUAGAUUAUCCAAGUCUCUGGAACUCCCUUCUUCCAAAAAGAUGUACAUAGAGAGGCAUGGUAUAGUCAGGUUGCAUUGCUAUGGCCCUCAUGGCAAAUGCACAGUUUGUUCAGUGGUGCUAAAACCAUUGGCGCUGGGCCACAGAAAUGUGGGGAAAAAGUGAUGUAGUCAAAUGAGCCAUCUUUCACCAUAUUCUGGACCAGUGGUUCUCAACCUUUUUGGUGUCAAGGAACCCCAGUUUGAUUCACCCUAGGCCGCAGACCUGUAUUUAAUAAGUUGUAUUCUCACAGAUGGCCAUCUGUUAAGAUUUAGUUAUACCAGGGGUAGGCAACCACACAUAGUGAGUCGAGAGUCUGGUCAGGUUUUCAUUCCAACCAAAAACUCCAUCAGGGGAUUUCACAGAGUACCUCAUGUUCAAACAGAGAGGAGGAAGUGAUAAGUGAAAUCAGCUGGUGGAGUUUUUGGUUGGAAUGACAACCUGUAGACUCUCGGCUCACUAUGGCACAUGGUUGCCUACCCCUGAGUUAUACCAUCACUGUCUACACCAGGGGUGUCAGACUCGUGCCAUGGAGGGCCAAGAGGCUGCAGGUUUUCAUUCCAACCAACAACUCCACCAGGUGAUUUCACUGAUCACCCUACCUCCAAACAGAGAGGCGGGACUAAUCAGUGAAAUCACCUGGUGGA